UUGGAGCAGCACAUUGGUUCCGCAUGUCAGAAAGACAUUCGUUCCGCCCGCCAGAAGUCGCGGAAAUGGUUUCGCCCUAGUCCUUGAUACAUAAAACGGAACCAAAACUCACUGAACGGAUCGUUGCCUUGAGGUCAGACUAGUUUUUGUAAGCGUUUUAAAGUUGUUUUAAAUUCAUAUUAACAAACAUUGAGUAGAUGUGGGUGCUAGCUUGCUAACAUUAGUAACUUAACAGUCAGUCGUUGUUGGGGGGCAUAAGUAUUGUUCGAGUGUAGUUGGGUUUAAAUAUGCUGGGAUUUUCUUUGUUCUACUUUCCAAAGCCCGAUCCGCUUUAUUAAUAUUGAUAUUCGGUUCGCUCUUUGUUACUAAUAAUAAGUAACUGCGUGCUUCGUUGUAGCAGUCUGCAGGCCAACGGAGCCCCGAAUGCAAGUUAGACCGUUACGAUAGCUAUCUCGUUUUAUGGCGCAGUGCAAUUACUCUGUGGGAUAUGGAGCCAUAUUGUGUAUUUGGCUCCAGCAAUAUAAAAGAAACACCCCCGUAACAGCACCAUGGAGGAGGAGGAUGUGCUGCCCGUGGCGGCUGUAGAGAGUGCGCCCGCAAUCCCGGACCCCGAGGUCUUCGCCGCCGAUGGCUUCGCCGCCGAGGCCAUGGCAGCCGACCUGGACCCCUGGAUCGUGUUUGACUCCCGCAAGACCCCCAAGGCGGAGUUCGAAGACUGGCUGGAGAGCAACCGCCCCUCACAGGUCUCCCGCUACGGGGACGAAGACAGCGGCAAGGGCCCCGUGGGCUGGAUCGCCGUCACGGGGCCCGGACACUGCCCCAGCAACGCGGACGUGGUGGGCCUCCAGGAGAGCUGGGACAAGCUGUUGGCCAGCGGGCGGCCCAUCAACUUCCAGACGGUGAAGGAGCUGGCGCUGAAUCACAGCGUCCUCUCGGGCAAGUGGCUGAUGCAUCUGGAGGCCGGCUUCAAGCUGGAGCAGGCCUGGGAGUGCGUGGCCCGGGCGACCCUCGACGGCAAGAUGUGGCAGGUGAAGGUGAGCCCCAACAACCCGCACUCGGACAGCAAGCAGGUGAUCUGCGUCUACAACCACAACUUCACCGACGAAGUGGAGGUGAUGCGGCUGGACACGGCCAUCCGCUCCACGGGCAUCAAGUGCUCGCUGUCGUACAAGCCCGACGUGUACACCUACCUGGGCAUCUACCGCAACAACCGCUGGAAGCUCUGCCCCACCAUCUACGAGAGCAAGUUCAACCUGGAGUGCGUGCCGCGACGCUCGCUCAUCAUGAACAAAGUCACCAAUCUGGAGGUGACAUGAUGGAAGGGGGAGGGAAGAAGAGGAGGAGGGAGGAAUGCGGGGGUUCGUGGGGAAGGGUGAGGCACUGUUGGAUGUUGUCUUCUGGGCCGUUGUCGGACAGUCCCCAGACGUUUCGUUUUGGUUGUACUUUGGAAGGAGAGAAAGUUAAGAAAUGAUGGUGGAUGUUCAUUUCCUCAAUGUUUACAUUUGGAGAUGGUUGGUUUUUUAAAUUUUAUUUUCCAUUUAAAACAGGGCCGAUAUAUUUUGGAGGGGAAAUUCGUAUUUUCUACAGAAAUGUUUGAAGAAAAGACAUGCAUUGCAAGCAUUUAUUUAUGUUAUGAUGAUGGAUGCAGUUUGGCAUCCUUUCUACAAAAUGCCAACUUGAGAAUACCGACCCAUGUUGUACGUGAUUAGGUUUACGAAUAAUAAAGAAAAUGCAUACUUUAAACCGCUUGCUUUUAUUUAUACAAAAUAUGACCCUUUUACAUUAAUCUCUUUUCAACGAGGCAGGUGUUUUGAGCGACAGGCAGGCUACAGCUACUGCCAAGAGAAUGUGAUGCAGAAGUGAGGUUGAAUUAGUAGCGACGGGACAACAUAAAAAAACAUGUCAAACACAUACAUGAACAUACAUUAAAAAUGUAAAGCUAACACCGUUAACUGAAUUCAUUAAUACCGGCAUUUUGUGUGGUGUGUGUACAGAUGGAAUUAUUUACAAAAUGGACAAUCAUCCUUGUCCAAUGCCGUAAAAACUGCAUUUCCCUCCGAGUAUCUCAACCACGUUAAAGACGAGGACAUGCAUUAAAGAAAUGACUUAACAGCCCACAUUUAAAAAUGUAUAUAUAGUACAUACAUGCGCCUAUGGGAUUCACUGUAUCCAGGAGCCUGUGCAGCUUCUACCUACAUUUAGAAAAUAUCAAACACGGCAAUUAGGCCCAUU
Molecule: messenger RNA, 2232 nt
Organism: Gadus chalcogrammus (walleye pollock)
Lineage: Eukaryota; Metazoa; Chordata; Actinopteri; Gadiformes; Gadidae
Gene: c17h11orf68
Product: chromosome 17 C11orf68 homolog
Exons: 2
Coding region: 549-1316 (255 amino acids)
Source: RefSeq, a predicted model, not a curated record